Molecule: messenger RNA, 351 nt
Organism: Loa loa (African eye worm)
Lineage: Eukaryota; Metazoa; Nematoda; Chromadorea; Rhabditida; Onchocercidae
Exons: 3
Coding region: 1-351 (116 amino acids)
Source: RefSeq, a predicted model, not a curated record
AUGGCCAUUGUCACCCCACCCGUGUUAUCACCAUCCAGAAAGCCUGAUCUGUUAAUAAUAAUUCCUCAUCGUCGUAUAUGCUACUGUGUCAUGCGUUAUGUAGUUGAUGUAUAUAUAUAUGUAUAUAUGUAUGUAUCAUAUCCAGCUUCCUCGUUAUCAUCAAUAUCAGCUGUAUGCGAGAAGAAUGGUGACAGUGUUGAGAACUAUUGCAACAGACUGUCUCCAACCUGGGAUGACUCUCCGAUAGACGCAAAUAUCAUUAUUGUUAUUGUUGUUCCCACGGGACCAAAUGAAUCAAAAGAUUCAACUGGGCCCUUUGGUUCAUUCAUUUUCAUUUUCUUUUGGAGUUAA